Mizuhopecten yessoensis (Yesso scallop) is the source of this 1699-nucleotide messenger RNA. Its product is annotated as ADP-dependent glucokinase-like. The coding region runs from base 82 to 1518 and encodes 478 amino acids. The transcript has 5 exons. Gene Ontology annotation, biological process: glucose metabolic process. Gene Ontology annotation, cellular component: endoplasmic reticulum. The record is from RefSeq and is a predicted model, not a curated record. Lineage: Eukaryota; Metazoa; Mollusca; Bivalvia; Pectinida; Pectinidae. Gene Ontology annotation, molecular function: ADP-specific glucokinase activity.
UGUUCCAGGGCACUAGUUGGCAGGACGUGAUUGGAGAGUUGAAGUUGUUGGAUGUAGUUUCGUUUGCAUACAGUUCUAGUAAUGUUUUACAAAACAUUAUAUGUAGGAAUAUGUGCAAUAGGUUUGGCGUGGGUAUACAAUACCUGGUAUACAGCAAAGGAUGUAGAUCAAGAGCAAAUAGAAGAAGACAUCAUCAAUGCAUGGAAAAAACACGUUGUUUCACCACCGGUGACAUUUCAGCGAUUACACGUCGGAAUUAAUUCCAAUGUCGACCUGAUUGUACCAGGUGUGGGUCUUCUAAAAGCUCUUCGAGUGCCCUCAGGAAGGAGAGAAAACAAAGAUGUUUUAAAAAAUCUUGAUGACCUUCAAGACACCUUUGCACAUUUCUUUGCCAAAGGAUCAGCUGCAGAAAGAGCUUUCCUGGAUAAAGACAUAUUUCAAAAGAUCGUUUCUACUGGAAAUACACUGGAAAAUGCUCAGUAUUAUAUUGGAGGCAAUGCAGCACUUAUGGCAAGUAAAAUAUCAGAACAGUUUCCAGAAGUGAAGAUAAAUUUUAUUGGACCAGUUGGACCAAAGCUAUUAGAGAUGCUGCCAAAAUCUUUGAACAUUCCAACAGCCAGCCACAUUUCCACAGAUGAAGUACAUUUGAUAAUGGAGUAUGGUGUUGGUGAGACCUGGGGAGAUGUACAGAGCCCAGUCGCCAAUCGCUUCAUUACAAGCUACGACGAAUCUAACUCACAAGCAACAAUGCUGGAAACCUACUUUGAAUCUCUUGACACCUCUAAAACAGAUCUCGUACUUAUAUCGGGACUUCACAUCUUAGAAGGACAAUCAAAAGAUUUCUUCAUUAGAAGAAUUCAGGUGGUCUGUGAUGGUUUAAAUAAGAUUCCAAAAUCAUUGCCAGUACAUUUAGAACUGGCAAGUAUGGCGAAUGAAGAUUUUGUAAAGCCGAUACUCACAAAGGUUAUUUCAAAAGUUUCGUCCCUCGGGUUAAAUGAACAGGAACUUGCAUUUGCCUCCCUGGCUGGGAACGGCCCUCAUAGCUCAGAUUUCCACCAUCAGGCUGGUCCUCCAGAGAUCUACAAGGCUAGCGACAUGGUUAUGUGGUUGCUUCAACAAUAUGGUCAGUCUUCUCGUAACCCAGAAUCAAGACUGACCAGAGUCCACUUUCACUGUCUUGCAUACCAUAUCAUUGGAAAUGUUAAAGGAGCGUGGACAAACUCUGCUGCAGCUGUGGCUGCCGGGUCAAGAAUGGCAGGAAAACAAGCAUGUGAUGUUCAGCAGCUUAAUUCUUCCAUUGUAGAUUUAAAAAUUCCAAAAAAAUUUAAAGCAUUUUCUGAUGAUAUUGAUAGAGAGUUUGAUCCAAAAAAACCUGUUAUAUCAUGGGAGACUGAUGGAUUUGAAUUUUCACUUAGUCCCGUAUUGGUAUGCAAAGAUCCACAAAAAACUGUUGGUUUAGGUGACUCGAUCUCGGCUACAGGUCUCAUGUUUUCAGAAUACAUGUAUGCAUCCAAAUAAUACAUUUCUUUUAAUUGUUCACAGAUGAAGCCCUUAUACAAGUUAGUGCUACAAAUCUUUAAUAUUUGAUACCUUGUGAUACUUGUAAAGUUGCUUAUGUAUUUUGGUACUAAUUUUGUUAUUUUUUCAAUAAUCAAUUUUAUGGUCCCCAAUUCCGUCUUUGCGUUUUUGCAGAGUUAUC